Molecule: messenger RNA, 1419 nt
Organism: Ambispora gerdemannii
Lineage: Eukaryota; Fungi; Glomeromycota; Glomeromycetes; Archaeosporales; Ambisporaceae
Source: the annotation of a GenBank genome assembly
AUGGCAACUACCACUACUGCAAAUGACAACACAGACACUUCUAUACUUGCACAACACACGGAAACUACCACCAUUGCAAAUAACGACCCAAACAGUUCUCUAUUUACACAAGAAGUUGUGCAAGUUCAAAUUCCACCAGCGCCUUCUCCAAACCUACGAUUCGCCUCAUUACGACACUGGUUUUCGUAUAGUGAAAAAACAUCAGAAAUGGCCGAGGCUCGUCUCCUGGGAAGACUUCAGUUUUUCUCCAUGGAAGGACGCACAGUUGCAUCGCCUGAGCAAUCCAAGACAAUUGCUCGUGUAGGUCAAGUUGAUCUAGAUGGUGAUGGUAAACGCAAGAUUAAUACACUCGUUAUUGAUCAGAAGGGCAACGAUUUUGUCAUUGAAAAUGGCGUUGUGGGUGCCGAACUCGCAAAAGAUAACGACGGUUCUGGUUACUCGUCAUCUUCUUCAUCAAAAUCUCAAAUCGUGGAUGAAGCUCUUGGAUUCACUAGUAUACCACAAACCGAUUUGGAGGUUAAAUCACACACUGAUAAUAUAAGCGAAGACAAUCAAUCCUCGAAAAAUCUUAAACAUCUUGUAAUGUGUCACGGAUUUGGUGCUGGGUUAGGAUUCUUCUACAGAAAUUAUCAUGGUCUUAGUCAAGUACCUGGAUGGAGGAUUUAUAGUAUUGAUUGGUUAGGAAUGGGCCGAAGUUCUCGACCAAGAUUCAAUAUCAUUGCUAAUUCAUUAGAUGAAUCUGUUGAACAGGCGGAAAAUUUUUUCGUUGACUCGUUAGAGAAAUGGCGAGAGAUUCAUAAAAUUGAAAAGAUGACAUUACUAGGUCAUAGUCUCGGCGGAUAUUUUUCUGCUGUCUACGCGUUGAAAUAUCCGAAACGUGUCGAACGUUUGCUUCUGGUGUCGCCCGUCGGAAUUCCGAUAAAUCCUUAUAAAGAUAAGAAUUCGGAAAUAAAAACUCCUGGCGGUCGUCGGGUUCCCGGUUGGAUCGUGAGAUUAUGGAAUGCUAAUAUAACGCCUCAGUCGGUUCUCCGAUGGACGGGUCCAUUUGGACCAUCACUUGUCUCACGUUAUACAUCACAAAGAUUCGCGUAUCUAGAGGAACAAGACCGUAUUGAUUUGCAUGACUAUAUUUAUCAUAUUUCUUUAGCGCCUGGGAGUGGCGAAUAUGCUCUCUCAAAAAUCUUGGCGCCUGGUGCGUUCGCGCGAAAACCAUUAAUUCACCGAUUGAGUCAAUUAAAAAUGCCAACCACAUUUUUAUAUGGAGAAAAUGACUGGAUGGAUUAUCGCGCCGCCGAAGAAGCAGCAACCACUAUGAGCGUGCCAACAAAAGUAAUACGGAUUCCGAGAGCUGGACAUCAUCUAUAUUUAGAUAAUCCGCCGGAUUUCGAUAAGGCGGUCGUGGCAGAAAUGUUAGUUUGA